This is a messenger RNA of Sorex fumeus (smoky shrew), 3008 nucleotides long. RefSeq names its product short transient receptor potential channel 2-like. Bases 363 to 3008 code for a protein of 881 amino acids. Gene Ontology annotation, cellular component: membrane; cation channel complex. The record is from RefSeq and is a predicted model, not a curated record. Gene Ontology annotation, molecular function: protein binding; inositol 1,4,5 trisphosphate binding; store-operated calcium channel activity. The transcript has 13 exons. Lineage: Eukaryota; Metazoa; Chordata; Mammalia; Eulipotyphla; Soricidae. Gene Ontology annotation, biological process: regulation of cytosolic calcium ion concentration; calcium ion transmembrane transport; manganese ion transport.
GUGAUAAGAGUCCAGCCGCCCCCCUCCUUCCCCGCAAGGGGACGGAACAAAUGGGGGAUUGACUGAGGAGCAGCCCUGGGCCAGCCCCUUCGCCAUCUGCCCAAACCCUGCCCAAGGUCUCUUCACCCCACCCCCAGGUCGCACCUCUGGGCCACUCUGUCCUCUCCCCCUCCCAGGAGAUUUCCUCACAUGGCACGAACACCAGGUUCCCCGGUCUCCAGGGUGCAGGGAAGAGGGGAGCAGCUGGUCCUGGCCCGGGGAGGGCCCGCGGCGGGGCGGGGUUUGACCAGGCAGGAGAGGAACUUAGACACGGGUGCCACACAGGAGCUCAGCCCUUCGUCCUGCCGAGAGACUAGCUCACCAUGGACCCCCUCGCGCCCAACUGGACAGAGAUCGUGAACAAAAAGCUGAAGUUCCCGCCCCCACUGCUGGGGGCCAUCCAGGAGGGGCGGCUGGGCCUGGUGCAGCAGCUGCUGGAGUCGGGGCUCGAGACCUCCAGCGGAGGGGCCAGCGGUCCUCCCCGGCACGUGGAGGAGGCCGAGGACCGGUCCUGGCGGGAAGCUCUUAACCUGGCCAUCCGCCUGGGCCACGAGGCCAUCACCGACAUCCUGCUGGCCAAUGUCAAGUUCGACUUCAGGCAGGUCCACGAGGCCCUGCUGGUGGCCGUGGACACGAACCAGUCGGCCGCUAUGCGCCGUCUGCUGGUGCGGCUGGAGCGGGAGAAAGGCCGCAAAGUGGACACGCGGUCCUUCUCCCUCGCCUUCUUCGACUCGUCCAUCGACGGCUCCCGCUUCGCGCCGGGGGUCACGCCACUCACAUUGGCCUGCCAGAAGGACCUGUACGAGGUGGCGCAGCUGCUCAUGGCGCACGGGCACAGCAUCGCGCGGCCGCACCCCGUCUCCUGCGCCUGCCUCGAGUGCAGCAACGCCCGCCGCUACGACCUGCUCAAGUUCUCCCUGUCACGCAUCAACACGUACCGAGGCAUCGCCAGCCGCGCCCACCUCUCGCUGGCCAGCGACGACGCCCUGCUGGCCGCCUUCCAGCUCAGCCGCGAGCUGCGGCGCCUGGCGCGCAAGGAGCCCGAGUUUAAGCCUGAGUACAUCGCCUUAGAGUCACUGAGCCAGGACUACAGCUUCGAACUGCUGGGCAUGUGCCGGAACCAGAGCGAGGUCACCGCGGUGCUUAAUGACCUGGGCGAGGACAGCGAGACCGAAGCCGAGGUCCUGGGCCAGGCCUUCGAGGAAGGCAUCCCAAACCUGGCGAGACUGCGGCUGGCUGUCAACUACAACCAGAAGCGGUUUGUAGCACAUCCCAUCUGCCAGCAAGUCCUGUCCUCCAUCUGGUGUGGGAACCUGGCUGGCUGGCGUGGAAGCACCACCAUCUGGAAGCUCUUCAUUGCCUUCCUCAUCUUCCUCACCAUGCCCUUCCUCUGCCUGGGCUACUGGCUGGCACCCAAAUCCCGGCUGGGCCGCCUGCUAAAGAUCCCGGUACUGAAAUUCCUGCUGCAUUCCGCCUCCUACCUGUGGUUCCUCCUCUUUCUGCUGGGGGAGUCCCUGGCCAUGGAGAUGCAGCUGAGCACCUUCCGCGGCCGCAGCCAGAGCGUCUGGGAGACUUCACUCCACAUGGUCUGGGUCACAGGCUUCCUGUGGUUUGAAUGUAAGGAGGUGUGGAUCGAGGGCCUGCGCAGUUACCUCCUGGAUUGGUGGAACUUCCUGGACGUGGUCAUCCUGUCCCUGUACCUGGCAUCCUUCGUGCUCCGCCUCCUGCUGGCCGGGCUCGCCUACAGGCACUGCCAGGAUGCCCCCGAGGGCGCCCCCUGCCGCUAUUUCACCACAGCUGAGCGAAGUGAGUGGCGCGCAGAGGACCCCCAGUUCUUGGCAGAAGUGCUCUUCGCCAUCACCAGCAUGCUCAGCUUCACCCGCCUGGCCUACAUCCUGCCUGCCCAUGAGUCCCUGGGCACGCUGCAGAUCUCCAUCGGCAAGAUGAUCGAUGACAUGAUUCGGUUCAUGUUCAUCCUCAUGAUCAUCCUGACCGCCUUCCUUUGCGGUCUCAACAACAUCUAUGUACCCUACCAGGAGACAGAGCGUCUGGGCAACUUCAACGAGACAUUCCAGUUUCUGUUCUGGACCAUGUUCGGCAUGGAGGAGCACAGUGUGGUGGACAUGCCUCAGUUUCUGGUGCCAGAGUUUGUGGGCCGGGCCCUGUACGGCAUCUUCACCAUCGUCAUGGUCAUUGUGCUGCUCAACAUGCUCAUCGCCAUGAUCACCAACUCCUUCCAGAAGAUCGAGGAUGACGCAGACGUGGAGUGGAAGUUCGCGCGCUCCAAGCUCUACCUGUCCUACUUCCGUGAGGGCCUGACCCUGCCGGUGCCCUUCAACAUCCUGCCCUCGCCCAAGGCCUGCUUCUACCUCCUCAGGAGGAUAUUCCAGCUCCUUUGCUGUUGCUGCUCCUGCUACAAGACCAGGGAGCCAAACUACCCCCCGAUCCCCAGCUACGCCAACCGCGGGGCAGGCGCAGAGCCCGGGGAGGGAGAGCGUGAGCGCGGGUCCUAUCGCCUUCGUGUCAUCAAGGCCCUGGUUCAACGCUACAUCGAGACCGCCCAGCGGGAGUACGAAGAGACACGUCGGAAAGAUCUGGGCACCAGGCUGACCGAGCUGACCAAGACAGUGUCCCGACUGCAGGGGGAGGUCGCUGGCGUGCGGCGCAGUCUGGCGGAAGGCGGGGCGCCUCGACCUCCUGAAGGUGCCAGCGUGCUUAGCCGCUACAUCACCCGAGUGCGUAACAGCUUCCAGAACCUGGGACCCCCCAUCCUUGAGACCCCGGAGCUGGCGAUGCCAGAGAUGAUGGGGGCCCAGGAAUCUCAGAGUGCUGGAGGGGCUGAAGACCCCGCUCCUGAGGAGCUCAACCCAUCCUCUCCUGCUCACGUGCUUGUACACUGGGAGCAGGAGCCUGAGGGGGCCCAAGAGCUGGGCCCUGAGGGAGAGGCAGGGCCCCCGGGGGAGCCCUGA